Molecule: messenger RNA, 1200 nt
Organism: Canis lupus familiaris (dog)
Lineage: Eukaryota; Metazoa; Chordata; Mammalia; Carnivora; Canidae
Gene: CENPM
Product: centromere protein M
Exons: 6
Coding region: 98-640 (180 amino acids)
Source: RefSeq, a predicted model, not a curated record
AGUCACGUGCCUAUCGGCCGCACACUUCUGGGCGUGCCGCCGAGUGGUUUGAAGUAUCUGCGCGCGCCCCACAGCCGCGCUUCUUCCCGGGCCUGGGAUGUCGGUGUUGCGGCCGCUGGACAAGCAGCCUGGCCUGAACACGGCCACCAUCCUGCUGGUGGGCACGGAAGAUGCACUUCUGCAGCAGCUGGCCGACGCGAUGCUCAAGGAGGACUGCGCCUCGGAGCUGAAGAUCCACCUGGCCAGAUCCCUCCCUCUGCCCUCCGAUGUGAAUCGGCCUCGAAUUGACCUGAUCAUGUUUGUGGUCAACCUUCACAGCAAAUACAGCCUCCAGAACGUGGAGGAGUCCCUGCGCCAUGUGGACGCCACCUUCUUCCUGGGGAAGGUGGGCUUCCUCGCCAUGGGUGCUGGGCAGGAGAGCCACUGUAGCAUCCAUCGGAACACUGUCACGAAGCUGGCCAACACCUACAGAAGCCCUCUGUUCUUCUGUGACCUGGAGAGGGAAGGCUUUCGAGCCACCGUGGCGCAGCGCCUGGUACGCAUGCUGCAGAUCUGCGCUGGCCACGUGCCCGGCGUCUCAGCCCUGAACCUGCUGUCCCUGUUGAGGAGCUCUGAGAACCCCGCCCCGGAGGACCUGUGAGAGCCGCUGGCCCCCAAGCUGGCCCUCCCUGCGGCCUGGUGCCCUGUGCAGUCAACUUCCACUGUUGUCAAAGACCGGGUCAGGGCCUGACAGGCUCAGGGUCAGCAGUCGUUCUUGCACGGCCCGUUCCCUGCACGGCCCAUUCCCUGCACGGCCCAGACUCCUCUGCGCUGCAGCAGGGAGCCCAGCGGGUGGGCUGCAGCCCCCCCACCCCCCCAUGCUCACCGCAGCAGAGCCCCGUGUCUUCAUCCAUCUGCCGGGCUGCAUCUCCACUUCAGGCUUCAUUUGAACAAAGUGUCCAUGGCUCAAAAAAAGUUUGAAAACCCCUGGUCUCCACCACCUUGAUUUUGCAGAUGAGGACACCGACUCUGGACAGUUAGGAGGGUCGGGCAGCGGGAGCUUGGACUCUGUGACCCAAUCUGACCCCACAUCCUAGCCUUGCCAUUCCUACAGAGCCUGCUGUGGCCUCAUAGAGCCUCGGUUUCCCCAGGCGUGUAAUGGAGAUCGUUCUGUUGACCUUGUUGCGGUGUGAGACCUGAAUGAAAUGACAGGUGACAAGC